Molecule: messenger RNA, 1314 nt
Organism: Coffea arabica (coffee)
Lineage: Eukaryota; Viridiplantae; Streptophyta; Magnoliopsida; Gentianales; Rubiaceae
Source: RefSeq, a predicted model, not a curated record
UUUUUAUUUGCUGCAAUUCCAAGAUUUAAUUGAUGUUUGAUUUAUCAGUAGAUGUUACAGCAUGCUAGAAAGUGAAUUUUCAUCUGUGGUGCUACUACAUCAGCUGUCAUCAGUUUUAUUUUUUACUUGUUUUUACUUUUUAUGAAAAUAAUCGACUGUGGAAAACAGAAGGGGGGUAAAAACGAAAAAGAGGAACAGAAGAUUAAUUUUGACGCGUUGACUACGUUUAAGUUUGUGCAAUUCACAUUCCCAUCCUUCGUUCUCUAGGGCUUCCGAAAAAUUGUCCCCGAUAAAUGGGAAUUUGCCAACGACAAUUUCAAGCGAGGCCGGAAGGAGCUCCUAACUGAUAUCCGUCGACGGAAAACCACGACGUCAACACAGUCUACAAACCAAGCUGGGGCCGGCAAGUCCAUAACCACUGCCAAUCCCACCUCACCAGCGAAUUCCGGCGAGGACUUGGGCUCAAGCUCAACCUCAUCCCCCGACUCGAAGAGCCCAGGGUCGGUGGACACCCUAUCUGCAGAGCAAUUUGCGGACUUGUCGGAUGAGAAUGAAAAGCUGAAGAAAGAUAAUCAGAUGCUGAGUUCAGAGCUUGCACAGACCAAGAAACAAUGCGACGACCUCAUUGCAUUCUUGACCAAGCAUGUAAAUGUUGCACCUGAUCAAAUCAACAGCAUCAUGAACCAGGGAGCAGCGGUGGGUGAGAUGAAUUUUAAUGAGAUCAAGUGUGUUGUUGAUGAUCAUGUUGACAACAAAGAAGCCGAUGAUGAUGAUGACGAAAAUGGAAAUGGAGGGAGCUUGAAGUUGUUCGGUGUGACCUUGUUAACAGAGAAGAACAAAAAGAGGGGUCGUGAUGACAUGGAUGUUGGUUAUGCUGAGGUUCGUCCUAGGAGAGACGUCAAGACACUCGACUUUUGUGCACCUUGGAUGAGAAUAGCUUCAUGCGCUGGUGAAACCAGCAAGGUUUGUAACUGAAAUUAAGGUCGAAGUAAUUAAAGCUAGUAGUACUAGAAUAACGACCUAGUACGGAGGGCGUAGUUUUUUGGAGCUGGAGCUAUUAUGCUCAAGAAGGCCUUUUGCAACUGUAAGGUUGGUUUGUGAGGUCAGAAUAAUGGAGAGUUUUCAAUCUUUUAUUUAUUAUUUUUUUAAAAAAGAUUCAGUUAGUUGUAACUCGAGGGAGUUGGAAUUGAAGGCAAUGUGGAUAUCCAGCUCUGAUUAAUGUCUAGGGUUUAAUUCCUAAAUGUAUGUGAACUGUAAAAAAUUGUCGCAGUUUGCAGCUUUAUAGCUAUAAUACAAAUCACUUUUAAGAUAAAA